This is a messenger RNA of Pseudovirgaria hyperparasitica, 1668 nucleotides long. RefSeq lists its product as uncharacterized. Gene Ontology annotation, molecular function: superoxide-generating NAD(P)H oxidase activity. The coding region runs from base 1 to 1668 and encodes 555 amino acids. The transcript has 3 exons. Gene Ontology annotation, biological process: superoxide anion generation; defense response. NCBI's taxonomy places the organism in Eukaryota, Fungi, Ascomycota, Dothideomycetes, Acrospermales, Acrospermaceae. The record is from RefSeq and is a predicted model, not a curated record. Gene Ontology annotation, cellular component: plasma membrane; NADPH oxidase complex.
AUGGCUGUAAGAUCGUGGAAAGAUCAGUUCACAUUCCGGAAACUCUUCUUCUACUUUGUAUUCUGGGGCUUUCACUGGGCCAUCUUUGCUAUAGGAUGGUGGAAACAACAGGGCGACGCACGGUUGGCGCCGCUGAACGGACUGCAGUACUCUGUGUGGAUAUCUCGAGGCGCCGGGCUGAUUCUGUCGGUCGAUAUCCUCCUGAUCAUCCUGCCAAUGUGCAGGAAUCUGCUUCGAGUCAUCCGGCCGAAGAUUAGGUGGCUCCCACUCGACGAGUCACAGUGGUUCCAUCGACAGGUGGCAUACGCAAUGCUCUUCUUCACCAUCUGCCAUACCGCAGCCCACUACGUCAACUUCUUCAACGUCGAGAAGACCCAAGUCCGGCCGGAGCUUGCAGUCCAGAUCCAUUACGCGCAGGCCGGCGGCAUCACGGGGCACAUCAUGCUUCUCUGCAUGAUGUUGAUGUACACGACCGCACACGCCAGGAUACGGCAACAGUCGUUUGAAACGUUCUGGUACACCCACCACCUCUUCAUCCCGUUCCUGCUCGGCAUGUACACCCAUGCCACUGGCUGCUUCGUCCGUGACAGCGCGCAACCAUACUCCCCUUUCGACAAGACAAACUUCUGGAAACACUGCAUCGGCUACGAGGGCUGGCGAUGGGAGCUCUUUGGCGGCGGCAUCUACCUCAUCGAGCGUCUCUACCGCGAAAUCCGCAUGCGUCGCGAGACCACAAUCGUCCGUGUCGUCCGCCAUCCAUACGACGCCGUCGAAAUCCAAUUCGUCAAGCCAUCCAUGAAGUACAAACCCGGCCAAUGGCUCUUCCUCAACUGCCCGUCCGUCUCCUACCAGCAAUGGCACCCCUUCACCAUCACCUCCUGCCCCUUCGACCCCUACGUCUCCGUGCACGUCCGCCAGGUGGGCGACUUCACGCGCGCCCUCGCCGACGCCCUCGGCGCCGGCCAAUCGCAGGCCAAAAUCUACGACGAGCUCGACCCCAUGGGCAUGUACGAGGUCGCGCUGCAGCACGGCCAGGAAAUGCCCAAGAUCCGCAUCGACGGGCCGUACGGCGCCCCGGCCGAAGACGUCUUCGACAACGAAAUCGCCGUCCUCAUCGGCACCGGCAUCGGCGUCACCCCCUGGGCCGCCAUCCUCAAGAACAUCUACCAUCUGCGCAACAGCCCCAAUCCGCCCCGCCGCCUCCGCCGCGUCGAGUUCAUCUGGGUCUGCAGAGACACCUCCUCGUUCGAAUGGUUCCAGACGCUCCUCCUCUCGCUCGAGAACCAGACGUCUGGCGGUAGCGGCUACACCCCCACCCCGGGCUCCGACCACGAAUCCUUCCUCCGCAUCCACACCUACCUCACGCAGAAAGUCGACGCCGACACCGCCCAGAACAUCGUCCUCAACUCCGUCGGCACCGACAAGGACCCCUUGACCGAACUGCGCUCCCGCACCAAUUUCGGCCGCCCCGACUUUCCGAAGCUCCUAACGGCCAUGCGCGACGGCAUCAUGAAUCGCACGUAUAUUGGCGGGUUGGAGAGCAGUCUGCGCACGGAUGUGGGGGUUUACUUUUGUGGGCCGAGUGUGGCGGCGAGGGAGAUUAAGAGGGCUUGUCGCGUGGCGGAUAGUCGGGAGGUGAGGUUUAAGUUUUGGAAGGAGCAUUUUUAG